Molecule: messenger RNA, 1476 nt
Organism: Aphanomyces astaci
Lineage: Eukaryota; Oomycota; Saprolegniomycetes; Saprolegniales; Verrucalvaceae
Exons: 6
Coding region: 14-1132 (372 amino acids)
Source: RefSeq, a predicted model, not a curated record
CGCACACAUACGCAUGGCGGUUUCUCCUUCGUUGGUCGAACAUUUCAGUAAGCCAUCGUCACUUGUGCACAUGCUGUUCUAUCGCGAAAGUGCCUUGGACGUGCUGUUGCUUCUCGAACAGUACCAAUUCGAUGUGUAUGCUGUGAAGCGCUGUCUCACGGAGAUCGCCCGGCAUUUGCGUGACACGCCCACCUCCGUCAAGGAUCUCCAUGUCCACAACUUCGUCCCGCGGUUAUGUUCAUGUUUGCAGCCUUACACGACCAAUUUCACCAUCAUCUCGUGUCUGUGUCUGUUGUUGCGGCGCCUCUUCAGUCUUGGAGGAACGCACCAUAGCAGCGUGGUCACAUCUGGUCUGUGGAAGGUCGUUGUGGACGCCAUGAAGCACGACAGUGGCAACGUCAACCUCUUCGAGAUGGGGUGUGCGCUGACGUCGGCGCUGUGCCUAGAACGAAGUGGUGUCGCCCACGGUACCAUCCUCUCGGCCGCUUCUUAUGCGUUCAGUCGUGUUGUAGAAGCCAACCAGAUCGAAAUGGUACAAAGCGGCGUGUUGGACAUGCUCUGCGUUGCCAUGCAAACAAACAACCAGCUGUCCUCCGUAUACAUUGGGGCAGCUCAAACUGUAGCCAACCUCGUGUACAAGAAUGCUGGGACGGCCGACCGCGCCCUCAAGUCGGACCUUCCCCAGCUCUUCUCCAUGGGCCUGCACUCAUUUUUCAAGGAUGCGGCGGUCGUCACCGCCCUAGCUCAAGUGCUCUUUCAACUCCACGUGGCAUCCCCACCCAAAGCCCAACACAGCUACUUGACGUGGGGGUGUGUGGAUCGUGUGCGGGCGUGCUUGGCGGCACAUGUGGCCGAUGUCGACACCGAGUACCACCUGCUACGAACGUUGGAAGUCACUCUGCGUGAUAACGAACCUGCCAAGGACGUGUUUUGUGCCAAGGAAAUGCCAUUCCAUUUGGUCACGAUAUUUGAAGAUGUCAUUACCGCGGUAUCUCAACGGCGAAGUGGCGGCGGCGGUGCGUCGUCGGCAGCGUUCCUGUCGUUCGUGUCGGCUGUGAUCUUUAGCCAUGUAGCCAUCAUGACUAAUGUCACAACCUCGUCCACAUGUACGCGGGGGACCUCUUCCGCCUGAAUCAAGUACAAUGUGAAUGUAACGUUAGGCGGCAUUGUCACUCAUCCUGCUCGAGUUCAAAUGCUCAUGAAAGCGAGUGUCCACACGUUUGCAGUGUCGUCGCUGACGCAGUUCCCGAAAGUCAUCCCAGUUUUAGAGCAAUGCGUUCGCGUGCUCGAGCUCUUGGCGAUGCCUGGCAUGUACAAGCCUAUUUUGAUUCGAGCUGGGGCGUUGAGACAGAUCAAGUACAUUGCGUCGACGAAAUCGCAUCCUGGGCUGCUAAUGCUAUGCGAACGUACGGUGGCCGCGUUACUGUAGCCAGCUAGGGUGGAUUGAAGCUAACUAAUACAGCAGGAUGGGCGUGA